UUUGACUGUCAGGUGUCACUGUUGGACUGUUGUAAGGUUAGUUGGUGUAACCUGCUGACCUAUUCAUAAAUGUAUGCAAGUAUAUAUAUAGUGUUGUCCGUCUUGUCAAAAGAUUCUUUUUAAGAUAUUUAACAUUAAAAACACGUGGCGCCAAAAAACUUCACAUAAUACUUGUUACAAAAUUAUUUCUCACGUCAUAAUUUCAGUUAAUAUUUCUCAUAAACAUAAGCAAUAAAAUGUGCGGAAUUUGGGCAGUUUUUGGUUUGACUACAAAUUUACAUACACAUUGCGCAUCAGCAUUUUCUAAAAUUGGUCAUAGAGGACCAGAUGCAUGGAGAGUAGAGUAUGACCGGAAAUUGAAAAACUGUUGUGUUGGAUUUCAUCGAUUGACUAUUGUCGACUGCACAUAUGGAAUGCAACCAAUGAAAUUACAUCAGUAUCCUCAUUCAAUGUUAAUUUGUAAUGGUGAACUGUAUAACUGCAAACGUUUGGCAGAACAGUUUGAUUUCAAGUAUGAAACAUUUAGUGACGUGGAAUGUAUAUUUCAUCUAUAUGAAAAAUUUGGUAUUGAAGAAUGUGUAAAAAAUUUGGAUGGUGUUUUUGCUUUCUGUUUAGUUGAUGUACCUAGACGAAAGGUUUUACUUGGGAGAGAUCCUUAUGGGGUACGACCACUUUUUAAGAUUCUCAGUCAAAGUGGGAUACUUGGUAUUUGUUCAGAGGCAAAAGGGCUGACAGCCAUUGAAAAGGAACUAAACGGCGAAUAUAAGAAGUUAGAACCAUUUCCACCUGGAACAUUUGAAGAAUAUGACAUAUUGGAAAAUGGAAAAGUGAAACUGGUGAAAAGUCAACGGUAUUUUUCACCUGGAGAUAAACCAUCUUUCAAACCAUUUGUCACAUAUGAAGAUUUGAUCCCAAACGACCAUACAGGCAACAUAAGGAAAUUAUUGACAGAAGCUGUAAGGAAAAGAUUGAUGGCAGAUAGAAGGAUAGGAUGUUUACUUUCGGGUGGUUUAGAUUCUUCACUGAUUGCAUCUUUAUUAGUUAAAGAAGCAAAAAGGGCCAACCUACCCUAUAAAGUACAGUCAUUUGCAAUUGGGAUGGGUGAUAGCCCAGAUUUACGAGCAGCCCGUGUAGUUGCUAAACACAUAGGUACGGAGCAUCAUGAGGUGACGUUCACAGAGGAAGAUGUGGUUAAAAUUCUUGAUGAUGUAAUUUAUACACUGGAGAUCCCUGAUAUCACUACAAUAAGGGCCUCUAUACCUAUGUAUUUGAUCUCAAAAUAUAUUCAAGAAAAUACUGAUACAACAGUACUAUUUAGCGGUGAGGGGGCCGAUGAGAUUGCUCAAGGUUAUAUAUACUUCAGAGAUGCACCGAGUCCUAAGUUAGCUCAUGAAGAUAGUUUGAGGUUGUUAAGGGAAAUAUAUAUGUUUGAUGGCCUUAGAGCUGAUAGAACAACUGCAGCACACAGUUUGGAAUUGAGAGUUCCUUUCUUAGAUUUGCAGUUUACAAACUAUUAUCUCAAUGUCGAUCUUGAAUUGAAACAACCAAAAGAUGGCAUAGAAAAGUAUUUGCUGAGGUCUGCAUUUGACAAAACUGAUGUUUUACCUCAUGAAAUUCUUUGGCGGCAUAAAGAAGCAUUCAGUGAUGGUGUCGCAUCUAAAAAGAAAUCGUUAUUUGUCAUUUUGCAAGAAAUUGUGGAAGAGAGAUUACCACAGGCUUAUGACGAAGCUGCUGCAGCUAAAUUGUAUCCGCAUUGUACUCCCAGCUCAAAAGAGUCGUUGUAUUACAGAGGAGUUUUCGAAAAGAGUUUUCAGGACCUGGCUAAAAAUUUCUUACCUUAUUAUUGGAUGCCUAGAUGGGUAGAAGGAAUAACCGAUCCGUCAGCAAGAUUUAUCAAGCAUUAUGCUGCAGAAGAUAACAAAUAGAUAAUAAAAGUGAAGUGCAAGAAAAAAAGUUCAAAA
This is a messenger RNA of Anoplophora glabripennis (Asian longhorned beetle), 1961 nucleotides long. RefSeq names its product asparagine synthetase [glutamine-hydrolyzing]. Gene Ontology annotation, cellular component: cytosol. The transcript is spliced from 9 exons. Gene Ontology annotation, molecular function: asparagine synthase (glutamine-hydrolyzing) activity. Bases 237 to 1925 code for a protein of 562 amino acids. Lineage: Eukaryota; Metazoa; Arthropoda; Insecta; Coleoptera; Cerambycidae. The record is from RefSeq and is a predicted model, not a curated record.